This is a messenger RNA of Spinacia oleracea (spinach), 2194 nucleotides long. RefSeq names its product WD repeat-containing protein 26 homolog. The record is from RefSeq and is a predicted model, not a curated record. Lineage: Eukaryota; Viridiplantae; Streptophyta; Magnoliopsida; Caryophyllales; Amaranthaceae. Gene Ontology annotation, molecular function: protein binding. The coding region runs from base 463 to 1998 and encodes 511 amino acids. The transcript has 5 exons.
AAACAGACAACUGCCCAAACAAAAAGAUUUCCCUCAAAAUAUAAAACACAAAACACAAAACACAAAUCUAAAGCAACUCUCUUGUAAAAACUAAGUAAAAUAGUCGUACUAGAUAAACUACUAAUUAACCUUUCGGCGCAUUUAGCUUGUUUCCCUCCUUCAUACGCAUUCCUCUCUUCUGGUGGUCGUCUUUGCAUUCUCUCUUUGGAUUUCAAUCUUAAUUCUGGGUUUUGAUUUCUGUGUGUUUCUGUUUCAGAAUUCAAGGCUUCAGAUUCAUUCUAUCUCUUCACUGGUCCAUGAUUUCAGGACAACUUAUAUGAGCUGAAUAUUGCACUUUAUGAGAGGUAUAGAGGACAUUGAGAGCCGCGUUUGAAACCUAUUAAGGAAUCUUUAGAGAAAUCGAAUAGGUUCUUGGAAAAACCUUGUAGCAUCAAUCUGAUUGCCAUUGAUUUGGGAGAUACAAUGGCUAGGACUUUACCCUCCCAAAGAGAAAUGGUAAGAUCAAAAGGGGUUAUAAAGAAAGAUGAAUUUGUUAAAGUUAUUACCAGGACCUUGUAUUCUCUCGGUUAUAAUAAGACCGGAGCCCUUUUAGAACAAGAAUCAGGAAUAGCUCUACAUUCAUCUAGAGUUACUUCGUUUAUGCAGCUUGUAUUGGAAGGGAAAUGGGAUGAGAGUAUUCUCAGUUUGCGUGUUAUCAACGUCCCAAUUGAAACUGAGAAAUCUGCUAAAUUCAUAAUUUUGGAGCAAAAGUUUCUGGAACUCGUACAGAAUGGAAAUACCGUGGAUGCAAUGUUGAUGCUUAGAAAUGAGAUUUCACCUCUUCUUAUAAACACGAGCAGGGUUCAUCAGCUUGCUGCCUGCCUUAUCUCUCAUUCGCAGCAAUCCAAAACUAUAUGUGUUAGUUCGCGGCCAGACAGUCUGGAGAAAUUGCAGAGAUUGUUUCCUGCUGCAACGAUUGUACCCGAAAAAAGAUUGGAGCAACUAGUGGAGCAGGCUCUUGAUAUGCAACGAGAAUCCUGUUUGUUCCAUAAUACACUUGAUAGUGAACUGUCCUUGUAUACUGACCAUCAAUGUGCGAGAAGCCAGAUUCCUUCCGAAACUGUACAGAUACUCCAAGCACACAACGAUGAAGUUUGGUAUUUGCAAUUUUCACACAAUGGGAAGUACCUAGCAUCAGCAUCUAACGAUCAAUCAGCAAUUAUUUGGGAGGUUCGUGAUAAUAGUCAGUUGUGUAUUAAGCGUAAGCUAAUUGGUCAUCAGAAGACUGUCUGCUUUGUUUCUUGGAGCCCGGAUGACAGCCAACUCCUCACAUGUGGACUGGAAGAAGUGGUUAGACGUUGGGAUGUCCAGUCUGGUAAAUGUCUCAACAUUUACGGAAAACAUGACCUUGGUUUGGUUUCAUGUGGUUGGUUUCCCGAUGGAAAAAGAUUAUUCUCCGGUGUCACUGAUAAAAGCAUCUGCACGUGGGAUCUCGAUGGAAGGGAAGUUGUAUGUUGGAAGGGUCAGAGGACACUAAGGACGUCGGACAUCGCUAUAACCAAAAACGGAAAGAGAAUUAUAAGUAUUUUUCGGGAUACUUCCAUACUAGUCCAUGACAAGGAAGUAAAGGUUGAUAGAUUGAUUGAAGAAGACGAAGUUAUAAUAUCGUUCUCCUUGUCAGAUGACAACAAGUUCUUGCUUGUAAACCUUAUUAAUCAAGAUAUACAUCUCUGGAGUCUAGAGGGUGAUUUCAAAGUUGUAUCCAAAUACAAAGGCCACAAACGCACCCGUUUUCUCAUUCGUUCAUGUUUUGACGGCGUUGAGCAAGGCUUUAUUGCCAGUGGUAGUGAGGACUCUCAGGUAUACAUAUGGCACCGGGGCACAGGAGAACUCCUAUUGGCAUUGCCCGGGCAUUCAGGAACUGUCAAUUGUGUGAGUUGGAAUCUGUGUAACCCUCGUAUGAUGGCAUCGGCUAGUGAUGACAGGACAAUUAGAGUAUGGGGUUUAGGGAGAAGAUGAAAUUCUUGAAGAUAAUAUCUCCAUUCUUUUGUGUACAUAUUUUGGUUUUAGAAUUUGUACCAGGCUCUAGUGAUGUGUAAUUAGAUUUGUUAACAGUGCAAUUAUCAUUGUUUUUAGGUGUAAUUUGUUACUUCUAUCAUCGCAAAUGUUGAUUAUAGUACUUAAUAGAUAUGAGUCAUAUGACCUCACCUUUCUA